Molecule: messenger RNA, 1683 nt
Organism: Quercus robur (English oak)
Lineage: Eukaryota; Viridiplantae; Streptophyta; Magnoliopsida; Fagales; Fagaceae
Product: 3-isopropylmalate dehydrogenase 2, chloroplastic-like
Exons: 11
Coding region: 128-1348 (406 amino acids)
Biological process (GO): L-leucine biosynthetic process
Molecular function (GO): NAD binding; 3-isopropylmalate dehydrogenase activity; magnesium ion binding
Source: RefSeq, a predicted model, not a curated record
GAAAUUUGGUUUUUGCAGCUUCCCUUUCUUCCACUCACUCACGAGUUGACAGACAAAACAACAAAACAGGGUCAAAAGUCACAACAUUGCUCUGAACUGAACUCACAUCUCAGUUGAGUUGAGAGCAAUGGCAAUGUCUAGUCUGCAACUCAACAAUGCGAUUGCGAAGCCUUUCUUCAUGGGCAUGAGCCCCUCCUCCUCUUAUAAAAACUCAGUGGGCCGAAUCAGGUGCGCCGCUACCACACCUUCAAAACGCUACACCAUCACUCUGCUUCCUGGUGAUGGUAUCGGCCCUGAGGUCAUCUCCGUCGCCACCAACGUCCUCAAGCUUGCCGCCUCUCUCGAAGGGAUUGAAUUUGAUUUCCAAGAGAUGCCUGUGGGUGGAGCUGCCUUGGAUUCGACUGGCCUUCCAUUGCCGGCUGAGACCCUUUCUGCCGCUAAACAAUCCGAUGCCGUUUUGCUCGGAGCUAUUGGAGGGUACAAGUGGGAUAAAAAUGAGAAGCACUUGAAGCCAGAGACUGGGUUACUUCAGCUUCGGGCUGGCCUUCAAGUGUUUGCAAAUUUGAGGCCCGCAACUGUUUUACCACAGUUAGUGGAUGCUUCAACUUUGAAGAAAGAGGUUGCUGAAGGAGUUGACCUAAUGGUUGUAAGAGAGCUUACUGGAGGUAUUUACUUUGGAAAGCCAAGGGGUUUUGGCGUCAAUGAAAAUGGUCAGGAGAUUGGCUUCAACACUGAGGUGUAUGCUACACAUGAGAUUGAUCGCAUUGCUCGUGUUGCAUUUGAGACUGCUCGGAAGCGGAGUGGAAAACUUUGUUCUGUUGACAAAGCCAAUGUGUUGGAGGCAUCAAUUUUUUGGAGAAAAAGAGUUACGGCAAUAGCCUCAGAAUAUCCUGAUGUUGAACUCUCACACAUGUAUGUUGAUAAUGCUGCAAUGCAGCUUGUUCGAGAUCCAAAACAGUUUGAUACAAUCGUGACAAACAACAUAUUUGGUGACAUUUUGUCUGAUGAGGCUUCAAUGAUUACGGGAAGUAUUGGGAUGCUUCCAUCUGCCAGUCUUGGUGAAUCGGGACCUGGACUGUUUGAACCAAUUCAUGGUUCUGCUCCUGAUAUUGCUGGACAGGAUAAGGCAAACCCAUUAGCAACAGUACUUAGUGCUGCCAUGCUUUUAAAGUAUGGCCUAGGGGAAGAAAAUACUGCCAAGAGAAUUGAGGCUGCAGUAUUGGAUACUUUGAGUAGGGGUUAUCGAACGGGUGACAUAUACUCAGCUGGAAAUAAAUUGGUGGGAUGCAAGGAAAUGGGUGAAGAGGUACUGAAGUCGGUAGAUUCCCAAGUUCCUGCUCCAGUAUGAACUGAAACUAGAUGAGUGUGACAAUAAAAGAGCUGGAUAUGCGUCCAGCGUAGUUUAUGUAUCCAAGAGUCUCCACCAUGGUAAGCCAUGAUACAAUUUUAAAAGAUACUACUAAUGUCUCGUCCAGUGAGUAUUUGGGCACAAUAUGGUUGUCCUUGUUAGUGUUUAGUGGAUUUCAGAGUUUUCCAGGCUAGGAUUCUGAAUUGUUGUUUGUAUCUUAACUGUAUUUUUGCAUACAAUUUUAUUAAAAAAAAAAUGGUGGUUGUAAAAAAAUGGAAAUUAGAAGGCAUCUAGUGACCCUAAUUUACAUGUCCUGUUAGAUUCCUUGUGCUUAA